AUGGUAGCACAAACCAACCUUAACAUCACCACAGACCGGUCUGUUCUUCUUGCUCUCAAAGCCCAUAUCACCAAUGACCCUCGAAACAUAGUCUUCACCAACUGGUUAACCACAACCCCUGUUUGUAACUGGGUUGGAGUCACUUGUGGUGCACGCCAUCAUCGAAUCGCAAAGUUGAACGUAUCUCACUUUGGUCUCACAGGCACCAUUCCUCCGGAGCUAGGCAACUUAUCUUUUCUUGUUGUUCUGGACUUCAAAAAUAAUAGUUUUCACGGUAUCUUGCCUCAAGAAUUGGCUUGCCUACGUCGGUUGAAGUUUAUAAGAUUGGGAAACAACAAGUUCAUGGGAGACAUUCCAUCAUGGUUUGGCUCCUUAUUCAAACUUCAAGCAUUCGGUCCUAUACCAUAUGAGAUUGGUUAUCUUCCAAAUUUAGAGAAAUUGUCGCUCGCUCAAAAUAAUCUAAAUGGCCAUAUCCCAUCCUCAAUCUUCAAUAUGUCCACAAUAACAGGAUUAGAUCUCAACCUCAAUCAGCUUUCAGGUAGCCUCCCAACAGAUAUAGGCCUUGCGCUUCCAAAACUAGAAGAGUUUUAUGCAGGAGGGAAUCACCUCAGUGGAGUAAUCCCCAAAUCCAUCUCCAAUGCUUCUGAGCUUCGGAGAAUAGAACUGGGACUUAACUCUUUUUCUGGAUUUAUUCCAACCACCCUGUGCCUCUUGACAAACCUUGAACGGCUCUCAUUGUUUAGCAAUAAUUUGACCAUUGAUACCUCUACUCCAGAAGUUAAUAUUUUUUCUUGUCUGCCAAAUCUUAGAAAUUUGAGUGUUUUAUCCGUCGGAAGCAAUCCAUUAAAUGCCAAGCUUUCGAUGUCCUUCAGUAAUUUCUCUGCAUCACUUCAAAAUCUUUUUUUAGAAAAUUGCAGCUUGAGAGGUAACAUCCCUAGUGAUAUUGGGAAUUUAAGUAGCUUGACAGUUUUAAACCUGGGAGGCAAUCAAUUGAGCGGGCCAAUUCCAAGCUCAAUGGGAAGACUACAUAAUCUUCAAGGUUUGGGUAUGUAUGAUAACACAUUGCAAGGAUACAUUCCAGAUGAGCUUUGUCAACUAGAAAACUUAUUUGGUUUGUACUUGGGUGGGAAUCAACUCUCUGGUUCUGUACCUUCCUGCUUGGGUAAUCUAACAGCAUCUCUAAGACUUCUAUACUUGGAGUCCAAUUUGUUGAAUUCCACAAUACCAUCAACCUUGUGGGGACUUACAGAUAUCUUGCAACUAGACUUGUCAUCCAAUUCUCUAAUUGGACCUCUAUCAGGUGGUGUUGGUAAUUUGAAAGUUGCGAUAUACAUAAAUGUAUCAUACAACCAAUUAUCUGGGAGUAUACCAAGUAGCAUUGAGAGUUUAGUGAGUUUGGUCAAUCUCUCCUUAGCACAUAACAAUCUAGAAGGCCCUAUUCCUAGUUCCUUUGCUACCUGCUUAAGCUUAGAACUGUUGGAUUUAUCUCGAAAUAGUUUCACUGGAGUGAUUCCAAAGUCUCUAGAAGCACUCUCACAUCUCAAGCAUCUGAAUUUGUCUUUCAACAGACUCCAAGGAGAAAUUCCAAGCGGCGGUCCUUUCAAAAACUUCUCUACUGAAUCAUUUGUUUCAAACCAUGGACUCUGUGGUGCAUCCCAAUUUGAAGUUCUACCAUGCAAAAGAAAAGCUAGUAUGUCUAUCUUGAAAUCUAUUAUUCCGGGGAUCUUGUCAGCAAUGCUUCUUGCGACCUCCAUAAUUUGGAUGUUGAUGUUACACAGAAAAAAGAAUGCAACAGCUGCAGCACAUAUUAUCUUGAUGCCUCAAGUUUUAUGCAGAAGGGUUUCAUACCAAGAGCUCCUGUGUGCGACAGAUGGAUUCAAUGAAAGCAACUUACUUGGUAUUGGGGGUUUUGGCUCAGUAUAUAAAGGAACAUUUCCAGAUGAGGCAGAUGUUGCAAUAAAGGUUUUCAAUUUGGAUUUAGAAGGGGCAUUUGCAAGUUUUGAGGUUGAAUGUGAAAUGCUAAGUAAUGUUCGUCACAGAAAUCUUGUCAAAGUCAUCAGUUGUUGUAGUCAAAUUGAUUUCAAAGGUCUUGUAUUGAAUUACAUGCCUAAUGGGAGCCUUGAGAAGUGGUUGUAUUCUCAGAAUUCUUCUUUGGACUUAGUGCAGAGGUUGGAUAUAAUGAUAGAUGUUGCAUCGGCAUUGGAGUACCUUCACCAUGAUUAUGAAGUACCUAUUGUCCAUUGCGAUUUGAAGCCGAGCAACAUCUUACUAGAUGAUGAUAUGGUUGCACAUGUUGCUGAUUUUGGUAUUGCAAAACUCUCGGGUGGAGGAGAUUCUAUGACUCAAACCAUGACCCUGGCCACAAUUGGGUAUAUUGCACCAGAGUAUGGAACGGAAGGAAUAGUGACCAGAAGAGGGGAUGUGUAUAGCUUCGGUAUUGUAGUGAUGGAAACAUUUACAAGAAGGAAACCAACUGAUGAGAUCUUCAUUGGGGAAAUGAGAUUAAGUCAAUGGGUUGCAAAUCACCUAGUUGCAAAUGCGAUAGUUGAUGUUGUGGAUGCUACUUUACUUGGAACCGAGGAGGAUCAUGAGUUCCUGAGCAAGAGGGAGUGCUUAUCAUCUAUUAUGAGAUUAGCUGUUGCUUGUUCAGCAGAAUCACCGGAAGAGAGGAUAAACAUGCAAGAGGCUGUAGCCAUGCUUAAAAUAAUCAAGAUCAAGUUUUCAAAGCAAACUGCAGCAGGAGGUGUGGUGUUGAACUGUCGUCCUGUUUGGUAACCCUUUAAUGUGUCUAUAUAUCUUGGCUUGCCAUUUGAUUUUGUACCUAAUUAUGUAAUUGUAUGAUAGUAUGGUUCUGACUCGUGUUUGGUUGGUAAGUUACUCCUCUGCAUUCAAAAAUAACUUCCGUCUAGCUCCUUACAGUUUUGUAGUUUCUGUGUUUUUCUGCUUUGAGGCUAGCUGCUUAAAUAAACUAAUGCACCACUAUUUUCUCAAUUUUUUCUAUCUUUAAGUUCUCAGAGUACUCAUCAUGGAACAGUAUAAAACUAUCUUGAAUCCUUUGAAGUUACAGAAGAUUUUGGAUGCACUAAUUUUGAUUAUUUUUUUUCCUGGUGGAGGACUGCAUGCACUUAAGUUGAAUGAGAUGAAAACGUAUAUAUGUACGAAAUUGAGUUCAAUUCAAGGGCCGAUGCACAUCCUUCUCUCAUCUGUUCAAAUCAUGUCUAUAUGAAAUUGUUCUGAAUUGGAGUCAUUUCUGCAAGCGGGAUUGCCUUUAAUUUAAAAUUUCUUAGUAUUCUAUAUUGCAGAAGACUGAUUACAAAUCGAAUGAAGUGUGUUCUAGAAAGCCUCACAUCUCAGAGAUGCUUGAUAAUCGGCUUAAGUGUGUGAAGAAGUAGUCUCAUUUAGUUGUCUGACACCUGUUGUCUCUUAAAAACCUGACACUGAUUCGUUGCUCUAAGCUCUAGUACUUGCCAGUUGCAAAACUUGUGAAUGUCCUUUGCUAGACCAAUGCCGGUGAAACCUUCAUAUUGCAAAUGUCUCUGAACAGCAGGCAUCAUCAACCUCAAUAUGCUACUCUAGUAUUAUCUCUGGUUUUCCAUUUCAUCCAACCCUAUUAUGUAAUCCAUUUCUGAAAUUGAUGUUUCAGUUCUGGCAUGUUCAUCUGGCUUUUUUCGUCUUCUUUGCAAAACUGGUUUAUCUUUUGUCUAUUAUUGCUUCCUGAUACCCUACAUGUAAGACUUGACCAAUAUCCUCUUUCCUGUGUCUUUUGACUCUUUGCUGUGUCUUUGCUGAUUGAGAUUGAGAUGGAUGGGUAAUUAAUGAGUUUCAGGAGGCCAAAGAAGGCUAAAGCUGGAGAGGAGAAAUAAUACAUUGAUAUGGGAAAGCUUCUGAAAAUGAAGAUUGAAGAGGUUUCAGCUAGGACCAUGGAGGUAUUGGUGGAUGCGGUUCCUAGGUCCGCAUGGCUGUCCACCUUCUCCUGUACUGAGUUGGACGAUUAAGGGGGUGAACAGAAUAGCAAGGAGAUUGCCAGUGAGAUGGAAGCAACUGCUGCUGCCUACCACAUUUCCUUAAUGUUUCUCUGCUUGGUUCCAAGUCCAUUGAGGAGGAGGACCUCAUGAGGUUCAUGAGUGAGGAAGAGGUGCUGAAGAGCUCUAACAGAUUAGCUGGUGAAGGUCUACAACACUCGCAAAGGAUUAAUUUAUAGUUUAACCGACACCGAAAAAGGUGUAAAGCAAUUGGAUAAAUUGUGAUUAGCAUACUGAUUGUUGUUAGCAUUGUAAUGUGGCUUG
This is a messenger RNA of Rosa chinensis, 4286 nucleotides long. Its product is annotated as probable LRR receptor-like serine/threonine-protein kinase At3g47570. Bases 1 to 2775 code for a protein of 924 amino acids. Gene Ontology annotation, molecular function: ATP binding; protein kinase activity; protein binding. Lineage: Eukaryota; Viridiplantae; Streptophyta; Magnoliopsida; Rosales; Rosaceae. The record is from RefSeq and is a predicted model, not a curated record. Gene Ontology annotation, biological process: protein phosphorylation. The transcript is spliced from 6 exons.